This is a messenger RNA of Paralichthys olivaceus (Japanese flounder), 3300 nucleotides long. RefSeq names its product megakaryocyte-associated tyrosine kinase (gene matk). Lineage: Eukaryota; Metazoa; Chordata; Actinopteri; Pleuronectiformes; Paralichthyidae. The record is from RefSeq and is a predicted model, not a curated record. Gene Ontology annotation, biological process: protein phosphorylation. Gene Ontology annotation, molecular function: non-membrane spanning protein tyrosine kinase activity; ATP binding; protein binding.
GGGGGGGGGCUGCAGGUGAUCGACGCAGAAUCAUCCAGCCCUUGUCCUGGUCAUGGCAAAGAUGAGCUGGACUGCUGGGACUCAGUGUGUGGCCAAAGGAAACCACAGAAAAGCCAAACCCGGAGAACUGGCUUAUCACAAAGGAGACAUCUUCACUAUAGUUGACAUUAGCACAAGGAAGGGAUUUUACAAAGCCAGACACAACAUCACAGGAAACGAGGGGCUCAUCAACUCCACCAGUGUUCGUGAAAGAGAGGCUCUACGUGUCGACCCCAGCCUCAGCCUCAUGCCCUGGUUCCAUGGGAACAUCUCUGGUCCAGAGGCGGUGUGUAAGCUGCAGCCAGCUGAGGACGGCUUGUUCCUGGUGCGAGAGUCUGUCCGCCAUCCCGGCGACUACGUCCUGUGUGUCAGCAUCUCUGGAGAGGUCGUCCACUACCGAGUGAUUUAUCAGGACAACAAGCUGACUAUUGACAACAUGGAGUUUUUCUACAACCUGAUUGACAUGAUCGAGUUCUACUCGAAAUACAAAGGCUCCAUUGCUACGACUCUUCUAAAGCCCAAAGAAAAACAAGGAGCCAAGUCAGCUGAGUUAGAGCUGUCCAAAACUGGAUGGCUGCUGGACAUGGCAAAGCUCACACUGGGGGAGACUAUUGGAGAGGGGGAGUUUGGUGCUGUACAUAAGGGAGAGUACAUGGGCCAGAAGGUGGCGGUAAAGACCAUUAAAUGUGACGUCACAGCUCAGGCCUUCCUGCAGGAGACAGCAGUCAUGACGAAGCUCCAGCAUAAAAACCUGGUGCGUUUGUUGGGCGUCAUUCUUCACAAAGGGCUUCAUAUUGUCACAGAGCUCAUGAGUAAGGGAAACCUUGUUAAUUUUCUCAGGACAAGGGGACGUUCAGUUGUCACCUCAGUUCAGCUGCUGCACUUUGCAUUGGAUGUGUGUGACGGGAUGGAGUACCUGGAGUCUAAGAAGCUGGUUCAUAGAGACUUGGCAGCUCGUAACAUCCUGGUCUCUGAUGACAGUGUGGCCAAGGUCAGCGACUUUGGUCUGACCAAGGUGGACUCCAAGGUGUCAGAUAAAAUCAAACUGCCAGUUAAAUGGACCGCCCCUGAAGCUCUGAUGAAAGAGAAAUUCUCCACAAAGUCAGAUGUCUGGAGUUACGGUGUUCUUCUGUGGGAGAUCUUCUCAUACGGUCGUCUGCCGUACCCGAAGAUGUCUUUGAAGGAGGUAAAGGAAAGAGUGGAGGGAGGUUAUCGGAUGGAGGCUCCAGAAGAUUGUCCUCCUAGCGUUUACUCCCUAAUGACUAUUUGCUGGGAGCAGGAGCCACGCAGAAGACCUGCUUUCCACAAACUGAGGGAGAAACUUGAGCGGGAGAUGGAGAAACUUGAGCGGGAGAUGGAGAAACACAGCCCGGGCCCUGGAGCGUCAGGAGGGGAUUAAGUCUGGAUCUUGUUGCAGAUCCUGGUCUUUAACUCCCAAUGGUGGAAAUAAAAGUGAUGACUCUUCGGCAGCUAACCCGCUCACUGUGCAUCACGCAAAAAGAUCCAGCGUAAAUGUUCCUUUACUCCCAGCAGUCCGAUUGGAUUCCUUUAAACUGGCGGAUAUGACAAGACGAUGGUUCUGGUCAUCAUGUAAUGCCAGAAAAGAUUUAAAAGAUGGAGGCAUGAACAUAGUUACUUCACUUCAGUGGUUCUGUGCAAAGCAAAAAUGGGUGAAUCAUAUCUUGACACGGUCAUUUUAAAACUGAGGCUGCAAUCAAAUGACUGUUGGAUGGAUUUUCAUGAGACAUCACUUAGGUGAUCUUAAGGACUGGAUGGAUUGCAAUGAAAACGUGUACACACGACUAAUCUGAACGUUCACCUUUAUGACCAGUCACCUUUAAAACCAUAGACUGUUUUUAAAGAUGGAUGAAAUGACAGCUUUCUAAAAUUGAAGCCAAAGCGACUUGAUCACCACCUGGUGGCCGGCUGCAGUACAGAUCAUAGAUCCCACCCCCUCCAUGUUAGCAGAUGUGAUAUGAGCCAAACUAAAAAGUCAAAGAACUCGUCAUAUUAUUGAUGUCAAAUAUGGUUUAUAUAUGGUCUGGAUAAAAAAGAGAACCAUCGUUAAAUGAUUGAUUUUUUGUUUAUUCUUAGGAUUUAUUGAAGUAAGAAAAACACAAAGCACCAGUUUCAUCCUUAAGCAAUAUUGUAAAGCAUCAUGAUAAUACAGUGGAGUGUUAUGGUGGUUUUUGAAAUGUUUUACAUUGAUUUUGAAUGUCAUGAUCACAUCUACACGAUCGUAAAAUAUAAUGCUUCAAAUGAGGAGUAAAAACUGAUUAUUUGCAGGUAAUGUCAGGGAGAGAUGUCAGAAAAAAGAUGAAGCAUAUGAAAUGAAGAAAGAAGAAAAAUGUUCAUCCGGAUUUAAUCACCAGAUCUCUACAAUCUGCCUGUACUCCAGCAUUAGGCUCAGCAAUAUGCCAUGGACUCAGGGCUUAGUCUGAAAAAUAUUUAAUGUCACUCAUGGUUGAUAACAAGUAAAGUUGGUUUUUAAAGACAUUUUGAAGUGUGGCUGCUCAUUAAUCUUUUAGUUAAUACAGUAAAGCUUCUUGACUUCUAUGAAUGCCAGAAUUAACUUAUUCAAGAAACCAAGCCUGUUUCUGCCACUUUGUGCUUCACACUCCACUGGCCAGAAUACUACAGAGUGACUUUGAUUCAUUUCUUUUCAAUUUAAUUCAGUGUAUUUAAAUUGAAUUUGUUUUGUGAGACUAAAACUAAGGGAAAUGUUUUAUUUAUUACUCAUUUCUGUUCCGUCUGUAUUGGGAUUUUGAGAUUAUAGGAGCGACCUUGUGUUAUCUGCUGUCCACUACUCUCAUCUCUAGGGAUCUCUUUGGGUUUUUGCAGGUACAGAAUGUUUCAGGCUUUCUCAUUGUUGGAGUGGAGUUGUUUAUUUUACAUAUAAAGUUAAUCUAUUUAUUACAAUACAUUAUCACUAAAUUCACAGUGUGUAAUCAUCUAAUAGAAAUGCAAUUAAAUGUAAGAUAAAUACACUUUUCAAGCUCAAAACUCACAACAUGCGAAACCUCCUUUUUUGGAUUAUUGUCACGUCACAAGACCAUAUUAAAGAUGUCAUUUUAUUUUAAGUCUAUGUAAUCCUGGUAUUUGUCUGUGUCCCAGGAGAUGGACCCCAAAUUGAGGCUUGGUCCUUUAUCUGUUGUUAUCAUGCAGCACUGACGAGGCUCCUCCAUGAUUUGUUCAAUCUUCUGGGUUUUCCUCAAGCUCUCUAAUGGGAUGUGCAGCAAUUUUCUGCACAAGGAUUUAUUA